This is a messenger RNA of Camellia sinensis, 1147 nucleotides long. The record is from RefSeq and is a predicted model, not a curated record. NCBI's taxonomy places the organism in Eukaryota, Viridiplantae, Streptophyta, Magnoliopsida, Ericales, Theaceae.
UUACUCCACCAUAGCCUGGACGGCUUCCCUGAAAAAGGGAGUACACGAACACGUGGACUACUCUCCAAGAGGGAAAACCACAAACGACCACGUUUUCAACUUCUUCAGUGCGAUGGGUGACGUGGCAUUCUCGUACGCUGGACACAACGUGGUUUUGGAGAUCCAGGCAACAAUACCUUCCACUCCAGAGAAACCUUCAAAGGGACCCAUGUGGAAAGGAGUGGUAGUAGCAUAUAUAAUCGUUGCCAUUUGCUAUUUCCCAGUCGCUUUUGUUGGUUUCUACAUUUUUGGAAGCAGUGUUGAUGACAACAUCCUCAUCACUCUAGAAAAACCCAGUUGGCUUGUUGCUGCUGCUAACUUGUUUGUUGUCAUCCAUGUUAUUGGAGGCUUUCAGAUAUUUGCAAUGCCAGUGUUCGACAUGAUAGAAACUUAUAUGGUGAAGGAAAAGAAAUGUUCGCCUUCUAAUGUACUUCGCUUCACUAUUCGUGCAAUAUACAUCGGAUUGACAAUGUUCGUUGGAAUAAGCGUCCCUUUCUUCGGGGGCCUACUUGGAUUUUUUGGUGGAUUUGCCUUAGCCCCAACCUCAUAUUAUCUCCCUUGCAUCAUUUGGCUUACAAUAUACAAACCCAAAACAUUCAGCUUCUCUUGGUGUGCAAAUUGGUUCUGUAUCAUCGCCGGUGUUCUUCUGACAAUAACAGCACCCAUCGGUGCAUUAAGAAACAUCAUCCUCCAAGCAGAGACCUACAAAUUCUUUUCUUAAUUCAUUUCUCACGAUAGAGGUCAUCGUACUUUCAAAUUCAAAACUCAAAUCAUGAUAUGGUCUUGAUUGAAUCGAUUCAGGAUGAUCUAUUGUUACUUCAUGGAGUCUGUAUAUAUAAUUUGUUUCCGUCAAAAAAAGAGAAAAAAUAAGAAAAAAAUAAGGGAUGUGACAACUUAUUUCAAUUCAUUUUUUUUUUAUUUUUUCCAGUAUUAUUAUUGUUGAGUUCUAAUUUAAAUAAGGGCCUAGUCAAUGUCAUAGAUUUGGGUUUAAAUAAGGACCUAGCAGUAUUUACUUGACCAAGUCAUGCAACUCUUUUGGGACUGGAUGUUUAAGGAAUAUCUUUUUUUGUUAUCUUGAGGGAAAUUUGAAAAUGUUGUUUCAUUUUUA